Molecule: messenger RNA, 5018 nt
Organism: Xenia sp. Carnegie-2017
Lineage: Eukaryota; Metazoa; Cnidaria; Anthozoa; Malacalcyonacea; Xeniidae
Product: protein patched homolog 1-like
Biological process (GO): smoothened signaling pathway
Cellular component (GO): plasma membrane
Molecular function (GO): hedgehog family protein binding; hedgehog receptor activity; smoothened binding
Source: RefSeq, a predicted model, not a curated record
GUCGAAAGAAGAUCUGUUUUGAAUUUCCUUGCAUUAAAAAUUCCACUCGAAUCUCCACUAGGCAAUAUUCAACACUUGGUGAGUAAGUUAGGCCACAGUAAGGUCAUUUAUUUCCGUAGAAAACACCAUCUUAAAUGAUGAACAAAUUACGUCUGGUUAAUGCAAAGAGACCAAGAGGAGUUUGUCGUGAAUAUACCAAUUGAUAUAUUUGGAAUAAUAAAUUUCUAAGGCAAGUUGUGGCACGGAUUGUGGCUUCUACGCAUCAUUCUUGAGUGAUCGGUGAUUUUACUGUGUGUUAUGGAGCAAGAACAACCCAGAGAAAGAUAUUUAUGCUGGGCAGACUUUUCUCUGCGCGAAGUAGUUGAGGGUCGCGCAAGGGGAAACCGACGCUCCUUGUGGCUUCGUGCAAGAAUGCAGAUGUUUCUUUUUAAAGGUGGAUGUUACGCACAGACUCACAGUGUACAGGUUAUCAUGAUUGGUUUGCUGUUUCUUGUUGCAUUCGCGUUAUGUCUGUAUAAAGCAAAAGUUGAGACCAACGUAGAAAAGCUUUGGAUGAAAGUUGGCGGACGUCUGGAAGAAGAGCUAGCUUACUCUAAAGCGUACGGUUAUGAUUAUAAAUCGUAUGAAGUUGUUAUUCAAACACCGAGAGUAAAAGGAAGAAACGUACUCACGAAAAAUUCGAUGUUAACACAUGCUGAGGUGCUGAAAAAAGCGAUGAAAGUUGAGGUGGAAGUUUUUGAACAGACAUGGUCAAUACAGGACAUUUGUGCAAAACCUUCUGUACCACAAUUUCAUCCAUGGAUAGAUAAGAUGAUGGAAAAGCUAAUUCCAUGUACAGUUAUAACUCCUUUGGAUUGUUUUUGGGAUGGUGCAAAAAUUCACCCACAAAAUAUAACGAAUAUAAUACUUAAACAACCAAUUCAAUGGACGACGUUUGAUCCGACAUACUUUGUAAAUCAUGUUUCAAGUUAUGUAAAAGAAAAUUUAGACAUUACCAAAAUGAAGUCAAUGUUGACAGAGGCAGGAAUCUCCCAUGGUUAUCUAAACAAACCGUGUCUAAAUCCUAAUGACCCCCGUUGUCCAAACAUGGCACCCAACAAAAAAAGUCGAAAGGCUUUAGAUAUCGGAGAAACUGUAACUGGUGGCUGUACGGGAUUUGCUGAGAAAAUGAUGAUUUGGCCAGAAGAAAUGAUAAUUGGUGGAACUAGAAAAAACAAAAGUGGUUAUAUCAAAAGAGCGCAUGCGUUACAAAGUGUGAUAAAUCUGAUGAGCGAAGAAGAAAUCCAUCAAUGGUGGAGAGAUGCCAAUGGAUUCACAAAAGACAAAGUUCAGCAUUUAGCUGAGGGAUGGACUGUUGAGGCAGCUAAGCUCGUCCUUAAUACCUGGCAAAGGAAAUUUGUUAAAGUUGUAAAUGAUUUUUCUGAAGAAAAAUAUACAACGCAAAAAGUCAUGGCAUUUUCAACGACAUCAUUUAAUGAUCUUCUAAAUAGUUUUUCGAAACCUAACCUUGCCCUCAUUAUUGGUGGAUAUACCUUAAUGAUUUUAUAUGCAUGUUUCACAAUGGUUCGUUGCAACAGCGUUGUCCAAUCACAAGGUUGCAUGGGAAUUCUCGGAGUUCUACUUGUCUCAUUAUCUGUGGCAGCCGGUCUUGGUUUGUGUUCACUGGCUGGGAUUGAUUUCAAUGUUGCUUCAACUCAGGUUCUUCCAUUUCUUGCUCUGGGUCUUGGUGUUGACGACAUGUUUCUUCUGUCACAUGCAUACAGAGAUCUCAACAGCAAAAAUCUCAGAACUAAGGAGUACGCUGGAUAUUGUCUGAGCACUACAGGAGUUAGUAUCAUGUUGACCAGUAUCACAAAUGCUGCUGCUUUCUUUUUUGCCGCCAUAAUACCCAUCCCAGCAUUGAGAGCACUAUGUAUCAAGGCUGGUGUUGUUGUUAUUUUCAACUUUUUCUCCAUUGUCAUUAUCUAUCCUGCAAUGAUCGCCAUUGAUGUGAAGAGAAGAGAAGACGACCGUUACGAUAUAUUUUGUUGUGUAAAAAGAGAUACUACAACAGAAGUUACACAUCUCGACCAGAAACAACUUCUUCACUGGCUACCUACAACGAAACAACAGAUGACGAUUAUCAAAUAUUCAUCUGCCAACGUCACUUUAGGACAAUCUCAAGGUUAUAUUUUACCUGGCGUUGCCUUGAGAGCUUCAGCAAAUUGUAACAUAAACAACACAAUAUGCAAAAGUAUGCUUGGAGGAAAUGUGAUGUCUUUGCCCGAGAUGGGAAAUUUUGUUGUUUCCGUAUCAUCAAGUGGUCAAAUCGUCGAAGGUGAUUCCUCCCAAAACGCCAACGCUAAAAUUAAUGCGAAUUACAAACGAGGCAAAGGACUCGACAUCAACGCAUCAAGUAGUGCCAUAUGCAGUCGACAUAAUCACAACAGAAAAUCUAAAAACAUACCAUCAAAGAUCAACCAUGGAUGCUCCAGAGAGAACUUGGAUAACACACCAAACUUCAACGCUCAAAGUAAAGUCAAUGUAGCAAUGCCUCCACAUAAAGUAUCACCAAUUUUUGAAAAAAACCCGCAGCAAAGUGAAAUUCAUGUUACUGCUGAUGCUUCGGCCCAUAACGAAGGUUCUUGUUCAAAUUCAACGAAUGCUGAAGUUAUACUAAGACCUAAUAACAUACAAAGAUCUCGACAACGCAGUGUAGCCUGGGAGCGAACGAUGAAUUCAAAACUUGUGAAGACUAUAACCAGAUUAAGUGUUGGAGAUUUAACGAAAAUGUACUAUACACCACUGUUAAAGAAAAAUUCUGUCAAGAUAUUCCUUCUCAUUCUGUUUGCGACUAUCUUGUCCAUUUCAAUCUACGGGUUUAUUCAAGUACAAGAUGGUGUUGAUCUAACUGACGUUGUCCCAAAAGAAAGUAAACUAGCAGAGUUCUUGAAAGCUAGAAAUGAGCAUUUCUCGUUUUAUGAUAUUUUCAUCAUUACAAAAGCUGACUUUGAUUAUCCAAAUAACCAAGAAAUGUUAACAAGACUUCACGAAGCUUUCAAAAAGGUUGAUUUCAUUGUGAAAGAAAGAGAUAAAAAACUACCAAAAUUCUGGCUGAUUUAUUUUAGAGAUUGGCUUAUUAGUUUACAAAAAGCGUUCGAUAAAGACUGGGAAAACGGAGCUAUUACUUAUACGGAAUGUUAUCCUAACGCAACAAGUGAUGGGAAAUUAGCUCGGAGAUUACUGUUAGGGACAGGAGAACCCCAGGAAACUUCUCAGCUUCAAACACAAAAACUGGUACGAGAGAAUGGUAUAAUUAAUGAACGAGGAUUCUACAGUUUCUUGAGAGCCUGGUAUCGCAUGGAUCCCAUGGGAUAUGAGAGUUCUUUGGUAAAAAUUAAACCUAGUCUUGAUGAUUGGAAUGAAGACGAUGACAAAAGACGAGUUCGUCCGGCUGAAAAAAUCAAAUAUGCUCGAAUGCCAUUCUACGUCAACGGACUGAAAGAAACGUCAGAUUAUGUCAAAUUGAUUAAGCAAGUACGAGCAGUAUGCGACAGAUUUACGGCAGAGGGUCUUCCCAACUACCCCAGGGGUGCGCCUUUCACAUUUUGGGAGCAAUAUAUUUGGUUACGCUGGCAAUUAUUAAUUACAGUCUCAGUUGUUUUGGCGGCGAGUUUUCUAAUUAUCUCAACCAUUCUUGUAAAUAUCUGGGCUGGAACAAUAGUGGUUGUAAUACUGGCUUUGACUGCUAUUGAGCUGUUUGGAUUCCUAGGAUUGGCUGGUAUUAAACUAAGUGCAAUCCCAGCAGUCACUCUGGUUUUCUCUGUAGGAGUUGGUGUGGAGUUCACAGUUCAUCUUUGUAUGGUGUUUGUCUCUUCAGUUGGAACAAGAGUUGAAAGAACACAACAAGCUUUGGACAGUGUUAUAACGCCAGUUGUUAAUGGAGCGGUGUCAACUAUCCUUAGUGUGGUCAUGUUGGCCGGCUCAGAGUUCGAUUUUGUCGUAAAAUAUUUCUUUCACGUGUUGGCACUCUUGAUUCUGAUUGGUUUCUUCAACGGAGUCGUCCUUCUUCCGGUCAUUUUGUCGCUCAUUGGUCCUAACCCUGAGGUCGUGCCUAUUCCUACGUCAAACUUUGGCUCGACUACAACAUCCUGGAUAGGUCUGACAUCCUUUGAUCGUAACGCGUGCAGUUCAACUUCAAAUUUAACGACGUUAGGCAAAACGGAAACCUCCAAAAAUUCCUUAGAUACAGAUUACGCGACAUUACAGAAUAUGGAAAACUGUACAUCUAAAAAGACAGCAGAACAGCUUGAUGGUAAAAAAGAUCUGAAUAGAAAAGACACCAGUCCUAAACAAUUCUACGGUAAAACUCUUCCUUCUUUGACGGAAAGUAAAAAAGUUAAACCAUCACGUAACAUUGCAGAAGUUACAGCAACGGCGACAGUUACAGUAAAACUUCCUGUUGAAUUAAAGCAAGAGAAAACAGAGAAAUUUCACGAUAAUCAGGCGAUUAUUCCUCAUCACGCAACUGACCUUAAAGUGUUAGAUCUAGAAGAAGAAUAUGUAUAAAAAUAUACUUAAAAUUUGGAAAGAUUAUCAUCUUGAUAUAGACCAUACAAAUCUACUACUAAAUAAGUAGAGCAGAAGAACAAAUAUUUAAACAAAAAAACCUCUGUGUAUAUAUUUACCGUAAAACAGACAUGGAGCCUUUAUAUUUAUAAUUAAAAUAAGAUAAAGGUUCUCGUAGGAGCUACAUCAUAUACGUAUAUCCACACACUUGUACAAUAAUGUAACCAUUGCAAUAUGCAAUUACUCUACGGAUUUAAAUGAGCAAAGAAUUUUGUUUAAUGGAAAUUAAUCAUUUAAACGAAUUUAUGUUAAUGAAUUAAUGGUAAAGUAAAAAUCUAAAAAGACGAAAUAUACUCAGCACGACAACAUGACGCUGACAUAGGCGUUUCAUGCAACUAGAAAGUAUAUGUAGCAAAAUAUGUUAAAUAUACUCAUUGUAACACGACAAAGUAUUUAAUUUAUGAAACUGA